CUGCCUGCAAAUUCAAUGAGGCUGCCUAUGUAUUGUCCUAUUUAUGAUUUGUAUUGUCCUAUCGCCGCCGUGGGGCGGGCCGGGAGGAGCGGCCAUUUCACGGCUCCGUGCGCGGCCGCGUCCCGCCUCUCUCGGCCGCCUCGGGCGGGGCCGGUCCCGCUCCUCCUGCGGCUCCUCCUGCGGCCCCUCCCGCCCGCGCCCAGCCCCGGGGAGCCGAGCGGCUGUGGGCGCUGCCGAGCGGCUGUGGGUGCUGCCGUCCGCUGCGCCAUGCUGCCGCUUCUGCGCCGUCUCGUCCUGCCCGCCGCCUGCGACGGGAGCCGCGAUGGAGACUCGCGGUACGCCAACCUCUUCAAGAAGCUGGACCUCAACGAGGAUGGGAGGGUGGACAUCGCCGAGCUCCAGACGGGCCUCCAGGCCAUGGGCAUCCCGCUGGGCAAGGAGGCGGAGGAGAAAAUCUUUAAAGCUGGAGAUACUAACCAGGAUGGACAACUAGAUUUUGAAGAAUUUAUGCAGUAUCUUAAAGAUCAUGAGAAGAAAAUGAAACUGGCGUUUAAAAGCCUGGAUAAAAACAAUGAUGGGAAAAUUGAACCAUCAGAAGUUGUCCAGUCCCUCAAGAUACUGGGUAUAAACAUUUCAGAAAAACAGGCCGAAAAGAUUCUGCAAAGUAUUGAUGCUGAUGGGACAAUGUCAGUAGAUUGGAAUGAGUGGAGAGAUCAUUUUAUGUUUAACCCUGCCACGGACAUAGAGGAAAUAAUCCGAUAUUGGAAACAUUCCACUGUGUUGGAUAUUGGAGAUAGUUUGACUGUUCCAGAUGAAUUCACAGAGGAAGAGAAAAAGAGUGGACAGUGGUGGAAGCAGCUCUUGGCAGGAGGAGUGGCUGGUGCUGUCUCUCGAACAGGUACAGCACCUUUAGAUCGUCUAAAAGUAAUGAUGCAGGUUCAUGGUUCAAAAUCAAACAAAAUGAAUAUUGCCAGUGGUUUUAAACAAAUGUUGAAAGAAGGUGGUGUUCGAUCACUCUGGAGGGGAAAUGGUGUAAAUGUUGUCAAAAUAGCUCCUGAGACAGCUAUUAAGUUCUGGGCUUAUGAACAGUAUAAGAAGAUACUCACUAAGGAUGAUGGAAAUUUAGGCACUGUUGAAAGAUUUGUAUCGGGCUCUUUAGCUGGGGCAACAGCGCAAACUUCUAUUUAUCCCAUGGAGGUUUUAAAGACCAGGUUGGCUGUGGGUAAAACAGGGCAGUAUUCUGGGAUGUUUGACUGUGCUAAGAAGAUCUUGAAGACAGAAGGUGUAAAGGCCUUCUACAAAGGCUAUAUUCCUAACAUUCUGGGUAUAAUUCCUUAUGCUGGGAUUGACCUUGCUGUUUAUGAGCUCUUAAAGAGUACGUGGCUAGAACACUAUGCAUCAAGCUCUGCUAACCCAGGGGUUUUUGUGUUGUUGGGGUGUGGUACUGCUUCCAGCACAUGUGGGCAGUUAGCCAGUUACCCUCUUGCUCUGGUCAGAACACGCAUGCAGGCUCAAGCAUCAGUGGAAGGAGCUCCGCAGCUGAACAUGGUUGGUCUCUUUCAAAGAAUUAUUGCUACCGAAGGAAUCCAAGGACUUUAUAGGGGCAUAGCCCCUAAUUUUAUGAAAGUUCUUCCAGCUGUCAGUAUCAGUUAUGUUGUGUAUGAAAAAAUGAAGCAGAAUUUAGGAAUAGCGUGAAAUUAAGGAGAAAGGUGAGAUAUUGCUGAUUUGGUUGGAAUUAUCAGGACAAAAAUGAUUUCUUCAGUAAUCUGCUCUUAAAAUUACAGACUCUUGAGAGAGACUCUUUACUUCUGUUUUUAUCCUCCAGUGGGAAGAAACUUUUUCAAUUUCUAGAUCACCAUUUGUAAACAGAUACCUAUAUUGCACUUUAAUGUCACUAAAUUGAGGAAAAGAAUCCUGUAUCUUUUAAUCAACUAUAUGCUUACAUAUUCAUAUAAUCAUGUAUAUUUUAUUCUUCUGUUUUCUCUAACUGAAUUUGUCUCAGAUGAAACCAAAGGUAGAGGGAAGUUUGUACUGCCUUGAUACUGAAUAGAUGAAAGUGACUGUCUUAUCAUGCUGCCUGUCCUCAAACAAUUCACAGAUAACAUUUUGCACUUCUAGAAGUAAGCACUUAGUAUCAUUAUCAUCAAAGGCCGUCUAAGUUCUGAAAAUUGUUAUGUUAGGUACAGGAAGGGAUAGUGUAACACAUUAAAUGUAGUCCACCACCUUUAUUUUCAAGCUGACCUUUCUUCUUUAAAGACUAUGAGCCUGAGAAAUUACUGCUCUGUGGUAUCUAGAAUACCUCAAUUGAUUUAUAUCAUGUUUUUUGUAAUGCAGCCAAUGAUUUUGAUAUCUUGCUUCGUUGUACCUGCUUUUGCACUUGUAAAUGCUAAUAUGACAAGCUUUCAAUUACAGUUAGAUGUUUUAUAGAAUCACACUAUACAGAAACAGAAAAAACCUACUGGGUUACUGGAUCCAUUCCUACACGUCUAAGUCACUGUUUAAAAGUGAGGUGAAGAAUCUGAUAUUAAGGUAAUAAUGAAUUAGCUGUUGGAUGUGUUAGAAGAAAUGAUGUGAUUUAGACAAGAACUCAAGCUCAUCAUAGCUGCCUUGAGGAGAAAAGGCUUCUUGUUCUGGACUCGGUUUCUUCCCUUACUCCCAAAGGGUUACAGUUCCCUGUGUGCUUUUAGCAGAUAAGGGAUUGUGUUAUUAUGUAAAGAUUUUAAUGGCUUGUCAGAAGGACAAAUCCGCUUUUCCUCACUGUCUUCUGUGUGCUCUGUCUCCUCUGUAUGAAAUUUGGGUCAUGAAAUACUGAAGCAUUUUGUCUGUGUGACCAAAUGGAGCUGUGGAUCUCUAAUGUCUGUCGGGUUCACAUUAACAUAGCACGUGAAGCACACACAAGGAACUUGUAAAUACUUGAGAAACAGUUCCUCAUUUAUAGAAAAAAAAAAACUAAAGCAUCACUUCCUCCAUGUAGAAAACAGAUAUUUCCAUAUGUAGGUCACUUCUGUGUGGUUUAUUUUUUCCCUGGAUGGAUGUGGAGCUGGGGCUGGUGGUAUGAUUUUUCUUUUUUUCUUUGGCCUUCAGUCCCAGAUAUUGAGGUAAGAAUAACAGUUAGUGUUGAAUUCUGUUGGCAUGCUUUUUCUGCAGUCUAUAUGAUGUCUUAAUUCUGAAUUUACAGUAAUCACAAAUUUACAGAGGUAAUCUUUGUACUCAUGCUGACCUUCAAAAAACACUUCUUUGACCACUUCCUAAAAUUGGAUUACAUGGACAUGGAUAAAACCAUGACAUGCGGGAAGAACUUAGUUACUAUGUGAAGUUCCUGCAAGGCCUUUGAGGAUCUCUGUGUGUACACACAAAGCCAAACACACACAGACAGCUGCCCCAUCCACAUGUGCAUGUGUAGACACAAAAUUGAACACAUCAACAACUGCCCCUUGCUCCUUGUACAGAAUACUGGGCCAUGUUCUUCAGUCAGCAGGUCAGGUCUAUAUCUGUGUUCAGUGCUUCCAUGCUUGUUGUGUUGUUGUUUUUAUCAUAAACUGAUACAUGACUUCCUAAGAUCUGUAUUAUCAGAUGUUCUAUCGGACUGUAGAGAAUGACAGCUUUGGCUGUGCCUUUUGGCCUUCCAUUUAUGGAACCUUUGGACUUUGCACUUUUUUUAAAGACUGAGAAGUCAUUCUGUCCAACUCAGCCAUGUGUACAAAGCCUUUCCAGCCUGAAUGUUUCUUGGUUUUGCCAACACCUUUGUAUCUUGUGGGAUUUUUCAGAUUGGUGAUGUUGCCUGGUUGUGUUGUCUGACUGUGACCAAUGAGCCAAUGUACUGUAUGUGUGAUGACUUCAGCAAUGUCUACCUUCCAGACUUGGUCCUUUUUAUUAUAGUGCGCAAGUGCCAUUAUGAACAUUGGAAGUUAUGGUGGUGAUGCUUUCAAACAUGGGAAAGAUGGAGUCCUCAAAAUUCAUUUUUCAUUAUGUGCCUCUGUGAUGACUGUUCAGUUGUAUAUUCUCUGUCUCUUAAGAAAUGAAUGUUUACCUUUUUAGCUAUAUAAAACUACCAGUUUCUAAUAAAUGUUUGUUUCUUUAUUUGUUUCAAUUGUGCUGAUCUUUUUCAUGGCCAGUAGACAGGUGAAAAUUCCUUAUUUCCUUAUAGGUGUACAAUUCACUGUAAAAGAAAAUUAAACGUAAUUUAUCUAAUGGUGUUUUAAA
Coturnix japonica (Japanese quail) is the source of this 4203-nucleotide messenger RNA. It is a transcript of the gene SLC25A24, whose product is annotated as solute carrier family 25 member 24. Gene Ontology annotation, biological process: transmembrane transport. Gene Ontology annotation, molecular function: calcium ion binding. Gene Ontology annotation, cellular component: mitochondrial inner membrane. The record is from RefSeq and is a predicted model, not a curated record. Lineage: Eukaryota; Metazoa; Chordata; Aves; Galliformes; Phasianidae.